Molecule: messenger RNA, 3579 nt
Organism: Amoebophrya sp. A25
Lineage: Eukaryota; Dinophyceae; Syndiniales; Amoebophryaceae
Source: the annotation of a GenBank genome assembly
CUCGUCCAAUCUGCUCCACCUAGCUCUACGCUUGUGCGCUCGCGCGAGGGACGAACAGGUGGCUACGUUGUCGCAGAAAGUAGAAGGGCUUCUUCCGCUUCGUCAACAGCAACAGCAGGGCAACGCCGGGGAAGGUGCACUAGGAGCUCCAGCAGCUGAUGGCGCAGGCUCGUCAGGAGGCAGCGAGCAACAGAGCGACAUCAUACUUCGAGAGGACGUUGCAACAACUCGGAGUUUGUUGAAGACCAAACUCGAAAUCAUCCGGGAAAACGCAGACAAGCGCUGCGCACACCUGCUUCGCUGGUUGAUGUUUUCCCAAGAUGUGGAAGUUUUUCGUUUGGAGCAGAACUUUUUCAAAAGUGCGUUUCACUUGGCCGCUGAAUUUGGCCUACGACAUUCACUGGAAGUACUGUGGCAGUUUGCGGGCACCGAAAAGGGCGCUCGGCAAUUUUUGAGACUGCGAUCCUGCGUUCCUCCCUUCCCACUCAGCAUUCCUCUCCAAAUGGUCAGCAUGUUGUCCUCCAAGUCCUCGAACAGGGUGGCUGGAAGUGCUUCUUCGACUACUUUGGCACCAACAGACGCGAUAGGUCCUCCAGGUGGCACCAGUGUGGGCGUUUCACAUUUAGACCAAGGGGGUUCUGGAGGAGCAGGAGCACGCGUUGAGGAUGCAAGACCCAAGAAUGGUCUUGUACCCGCACUUGGCGGAGGUUCGGCCGUUCCCGUGUCGAUGGUUAGCUCUCCAUUGGGCAGUCCUCGUCCGCCUGCAGAGUCGACCAACCGGAAGAGCGGUCGCGGAGGAGAGACGAAGGGCCAACCACGAGCAACUCUGUCCCUACCGGGUUUGCGGGUACAAACCGCACAGCAGGCGCAGCUGUCAUGGAAGGAUACCAGAAUAAGGGUCCUCAGCAAAACGCUGUCAGAGCUGCUGCAGAAAAACGCAACUUCUUCGGUUAGCACAGCGAUAGAAAAUGAGACGGAACUUCGCAGUCAAAAUGAUGGCCUCGGCGCGAAAGACCAGCACCAGUCAAAAAUACCAUCAACCGCCGCGAGCUCUUCUUCGGCAUCACCCACCGCUGCACAGCGCUGGCUCGUAGACUUGGUCUACCGCAAAGGUGGCGCACCGUCGCAACAAAGCAACGUGUUCGAUACUACCAGAGUGACGGCUUUGAUUCUGGCCAUCGAAAACAACCACGUGGAGUUGGUGCGUUUCCUGGUGGAAGCGUGCGGCGCAACGCUUCCAGGCGGAACGCCGGGCAUGGUGUGGCCGCAAAUUCUAGAGGACGCAGAGUUCGAGCUUGAAGCGAUUCGGCAACGUACGCUCGUGGCAGCGAACUGCAUCCUUCCUUCAUACGUUGCGCGCGAUACAGCAAGUUCAGGGCUACACCAAUCACAACCGCUAGCAGUGCAAACCGGGAGCAGGUUCUCGGGAAAUCGGAAGGGAGGUAAAGGAGGUUCACUUCUGGGCCGCGCAGCCACGGCAAUUUCUACGGCUGUCGUGAGUAGUGGCGGUAGACAAAGAGGGGCACCAGGUGCCGCAGGCGGGAGUGGUGAUCUUGCAAAUUACGGCACAACGACAGCAAGCGGAGCGAGCCAGACCAGCGCGCUCGCGUCCGGAUCCGCAGUUCGUGGGGGAAGUACUGUUAGCGGUGGAAGUGCGCGAAGCAAAAAGCAGCCUAAGGCAAAGAGUAAGAAGCGACCCCAGUCAGGGGUAGAGCCAUUGACGAAACGAGCACGAUUGUCUGCGCCGCCAGGUGAAUCUACGCCGCCAGUCGCUGCGGGACCUGCUCCGACAGGACCUGCUCUGCACAUGUUUGCACCACCGACAUCCGGCGGCGGUGGUGGGUCGGCUGUUCCUCCAGUGGCAGUCGGUCCGCAACCUUUGUUGAAAAUACCGCUACGUGCGGAGCGUAAACCAAUCAUUUUGCCGAACACAAUCUUUCAGGCACUACAAACAGACGGGUCUGUGGAAUGGUGGGCGAGAGAUCAGGCAGGUCAGUACUAUGUUCUGGAUUCGAAAACGAAAAAGCCAACGAAGCUCGUAGCUUCCUCGGCCCCGGGUAAUAUCAUAACCGCACCACCUGUCAAAAACUUUCCUAUGUAUGGUGCUGCAGGAGGAAUGGCAGGUGGCGGUGCACUCGGGGGUAGCACACUAGUCGAACAAGCGGCGAACGCGGCCGGCGUGAAUGAAAAAUACCCGCUUCAGGCAUCGCAACCGAAAAAUUUGACCGCCGGGGAGCUGCUGACCCCAACGUCGGCAUCUUCUUUGGCGCAACUCGCGUCCCAUGCAGUGGCUGGACAACACCUCUUCGGGUUCGGGCAGCAGCUUUUCGAUGCCGCGUCCGCGGCUCAGCAACGGGGUCCAGGCAAGAAGCUAAAAUCGCAGACCCAGAUGACACCGCAACGCCAACAUCUCUUUCCCGAUGGUGGUACCGGGCAUCUUAUCGGUGGCGAUGUUCCGCCCAUAGUAGACGUGUCGCAGAUUGGAGGUUAUUACCCGCUUUCGACGAAGCAAACGGACGCCUUAGAAUGGACCGUGCGAUUGGCCGAAGUCGUGGAUGACCGCGAGGAGGACGCAGCACAACUAGAUGGAGCAGUCGCAUCAACUUCUUCUAGCACAACCUAUGGAACCACAUCUUCGACAACUAAACUAAUAAGUGACAGAAUGGCUCCAGGCUACAAACAGUAUCAGAUUGAAUUUGUCGACCCCAUGGACGACACAGUCGUUCUCCCGUACGGCAGCACUGAGUACGACAAGCUUUUGAAUCACCUCGCAGAAAACUGCGACUGGCUCAAUCUCUCGUGGCCAGCUGAGGCAGGCUACUCCAGCUCCGAGGAGGAGGAGGAAGACGGCCUUUUGGACAAGUUUGUCGACGAGAAGGAUAGCGGUACAGGCAAAGACUUACUGGAUCCUCUGACAAGUCUUGCAAAGGACAAAAUGCUUCAGCAUCACCUUUUACCCAAAACGACUGAGCACGAGCUUUCAUCCGCAGAUGCAGCGAUACUUAAUAAGCAGGGAGCUGGCGAAGGAGCGGAUGCGGACCUGGACGUCUCAAUGGAAGACACUUCGUGAUUGAUGAAGGGACGUUGGUUUUGAGGAACCUCUAGUCUAGUAGAUCUUUGACCAUUCAUAUCAAAUUGCAUGUUAAUCAACUGAUUCCAGCUGUACAACUACGUAUUGGAUGUAAGUAGACACAACUAUAGCUGCAGCCACACAAGGACCAAGAUAUUUAUUAUAUCUGACGAUAAUGAAAAUGUGCUAGCUCUGCUUACAUGAAUUGAUUGCUAUUGCUUCUGCUUGGUACUAAAGAGUGCAAUGAAACACACACACACACACACAAAGAGGCUGAGGCUUGAUGCCUCAAAGAAAUGUCCAUGUAAUUUCACAUUUGUUUACUCCCGAUUAUUUACUCCCGCAAGACAUCCAUUAUGAAGAACAUGUCGCAAACCACAUCGAACAUAUGAUAUUAUUGUGUCAAGUUGUUGUUGUGCAUGGCAUCAGCGCAUCGAAAUCGUUGAUUCACGCUUGCUACAACAUCGACUGAUCUUUGUCAGUACUAGCCUGAAAACGCAACAAACAGG